This is a messenger RNA of Biomphalaria glabrata, 3711 nucleotides long. RefSeq lists its product as uncharacterized. The transcript is spliced from 6 exons. Bases 446 to 1126 code for a protein of 226 amino acids. The record is from RefSeq and is a predicted model, not a curated record. Gene Ontology annotation, cellular component: extracellular region. Gene Ontology annotation, molecular function: cytokine activity. NCBI's taxonomy places the organism in Eukaryota, Metazoa, Mollusca, Gastropoda, Planorbidae.
ACACCUCACAGAACAUCUAGCAAAACAAAUAGAGACAUUUGAGUUUUACUAGAAUAUUAUACACAGAGUUUACGCGUAGAAAAGUUCAUUUUGAAAUAGUUUGUAGUACUGUCAAGAUAACAAAAACAAACAAAAACAAAACUGCUGAGAAGAUUAAAUUUGAAGUCAACACUACUAAACUAAAAAUACUUUUUGUUUAAUUUCAAAAUACUGAUCUAUUAGCACAUUUCAAAGCAUCAGAGUUGAUAGCAAAAAAAAAUAAAAAAAUUGUUAUUUUGUCUCUUUAGCUUGUAGUGUAGGUAAAAUAAUAAGUUGGACAUCAGACAAUCAUACAAUAGGACAAUCACACAAUCAGAUAAUCACAAGCAUUAGUCAAGCUUUCCUCGACAACAAAACCAUCUCGGCGACAUCGCUGAAAACAAAGAUUCGAACUUUAAACCGCAGGAUGGAUUGCUGCUUCACUCUACUUACUACCGCAAUGAUUGUAACACUUGUGUCAGCCAGCCCGGUUGCCAAAGGGCAUGUCGCGCCCACUGACCACACAUGUGGGAUCAAAGAUUAUAAUGGUAUCAAAGAGAGACUACUGAUGAAUGCCGACGUCUUUGACUCGUUGUAUCGGUUACAUACCUUUGCUGCAGCCAGCGCCAUACUGACCUACAACAGGACCGCCGAUAUCUAUACAUGUGGCACGGACUGCAAGAAAAGAAAAGAGAACCUUCCCCACGGCGGUGAAACAUGCCCCAGUGUUGCAGUAGAGAACGUGGAUAAGAACCGAGUCCCUUGUGUCAUGGAAGAGGUCAGAUGUGCCUGUCAGACUUGUAAGUUCCCCAAAGAUUUUGGUGAAAAUAAAACGUACACUUGUAGGCCAAUCUACCACUACGUGCCUGUGAUGAGAGGUGAUCACACACUCCCCAAAGAGCGGUGGACUCAGUACCUGGAGCCUCUUAUUGUCGGCUGCAAGUGUGUGCCUCAUGCUCAAGAAGGCACUAAACAAAAGCCUGACAAAUGUUUGGUCACAAAGAAACCUAAAUGCCCCAAAGGCUGCAAAACGCAAGGAGGAAAGUGUACAAACUGUAGAAGGUCGAAAAAACAAACAAAAGAAACCAAAAGCACACAGCGAGGAUGAAGUUUGUUCCUUGAUGGCUCAAUAGUUGUAUCUAUUGUAUGAUACGUAGACAGAUAUAUCUGUGCUUUCAUAACUGCUAUUAUCGCUUGCCAGUCAUUAUAUCAUUUCCUUUUUUUUUAUAUAACACUAUACUCUGACAUUUUUUUAAAAUUGCAUUUGCUUGAGAUAUUUUAGAUUGUAUAGAACUCAACAAUUUAGAAUCCUAGGGGUUGAGUUUGUUUUGCUUUUAUUUCAAAUCUAAAUCGUGUAUCUCUACUUCUUUAUCAUGCUUCAGUUUUAUCCCCUUGUAUAAACUCUUCUACUUUCCUGUUUCCAUUGAGAUCAUGUUUUUGAAAAUCCUAGAUCGAAAUAAUUCAAGUCUGUUGAUUUUAAUCAUCUUGUAUACAUUCUUCGUAGAAUAUAUUUAGGUCUGUGCGUAUACUAUUACUUACCCUAAAUAGUAUCUAACAUUUCCGGCUAAACUAAAAAUGUAAACAUCUAUUAAAAUAUGCCUUUUUUUUUUUUUUUCAACUGAUUAGAAUUUGAAUGCCAAACUUGAGCCACUAUUGCUUCUCACUCUUGUUAUUUGUUUACCACCAAGCUAAGAAGACCUAUAAUGUAUAGAAAUGCUGACUGCAUUGUUGUACCUAUCAGUAUUUAAGCUUUCUAUUCGCUUAUUGAUUUCAUAGCCUAACUAUAAAAAAAUAACUUUCGGACUGAUAUUCGUUUUAUUCACAAAGUUUAAAACCAUAUCAAAAUAGUAGUAAAAAAAAAAUAGAUUAAAUAUAGAAACUUUCAUGCAAGGACACUUUUAUAUAUAUACAAAUUUCUAAUCGUGGAUUGUAUUGUUGUUAUGGUCUGUUCUAGUUCUAGCUAUAUAGGAUCCAUUUUCUAGAUCUAAAUCUGUUCAGAUGUUUUGUUGUUAGACCUAUUCAUGAUUCAAUCUACCUAGAAAUGUAUUGCACAUUGUCGAUUUCUUUGUUGACAAUAUUUCCAAUGGAACCAAUCUAUCGCGCUCUCAUGAGAAGUCUUUGUCUACAUCCAGUUAGCUAUGCAAAGCCUUUCAUUUGUUUAUUUUGUAUUGAACGUAUCCCAGCAUGCUUGUCGGUGCACUCUUUAGUUAGAGAACUAGUUAUACUACAUUUCAUGUGUAGAGAACUAGUUAUACCACAUUUCAUGUGUAGAGAACUAGUUAUACCACAUUUCAUGUGUAGAGAACUAGUUAUACCACAUUUCAUGUGUAGAGAACUAGUUAUACCACAUUUCAUGUGUAGAGAACUAGUUAUACCACAUUUCAUGUGUAGAGAACUAGUUAUACCACAUUUCAUGUGUUUCGUUUAAACUUUAUCGACCCAGAAGAGCUGUUGAACAAUCUAUUUAUCAUUAUUUUUGUUUACAUUGAAUAUUAAUUUAUUUGUUAAGAAAUUCACUAUUACCUAUUAUGGUAAUAUAACUGUAAGCUUUAUAAGCGCCAAGUGGAUUUUCUUUUUCAUUAGAUACAACGAAUUGACACUAUUUUUUUAUUUGAUGAUCUGUAUAGUUUUCUAAUUGUUUACGGUGGGAAAAAAAAAAAACAUCAUCAUCUAUAUCUAAUGAAUAGACCCGCUUGAUAUGUUAUUACAUAUGAACUGAGUAUGCUUUAUAAGCAAUUAUUUAAGAUUUAUUAUUUAAUUACACGUUAUGUUUGUUUUAUCUAACAAUAAACAUAACUAAAAUGUGAUGUUUAAUGUAUUUAUUAAAGUGUUUGCCUCUUUUGAUUGAAUUCCUUAUUAGUAUAUAGAAUUCUAUAGUCUGACACCUUGGUGCAAGCCAAUGUCGUAAGCUUUUAGUAUCUGUUCCAAGAGUUUUUCUUCACCAAUGAAGGCUGUUAUAUCUAUAUUUCCUCAAUGUACUGACCUGUAUCUAAAGCCUUAUAUCUAUAUUUCCUCAAUGUACUGACCUGUAUCUAAAGCCUUAUAUCUAUAUUUCCUCAGUGUACUGACCUGUAUCUAAAGCCUUAUAUCUAUAUUUCCUCAAUGUACUGACCUGUAUCUAAAGCCUUAUUCUCAGCUGCUAAGAAACACUAAAUCUGAACUACCGUUGGCGUAGAAUUAGAUAAUUAUUAAUUUGCUUUCUUAAUAACUCCAAGAAUUUGAUUUGAUCCAAACAAAAGAAAUAUAAAGAUACAUUUCAACAUUGCGUUUAAUUAAUGUCUCUCUUGCAGGCCAAAUUAUAGACAAGUGUCCUUUUUGUUUUGUUUUUACUUGUAUGUUUUGUUUGUAUACAAACGGUGAGUCCCUCAUAAUCUUGUGAUUUGUUGACAAUAUUCGAUGUUCUUGAAAUAUAAUGCUGUUGAAACCUUUACCCUUUACAAAGUCCCUCCAUAAUUUAGAUGGUAUUAUAAUUCAGAUUGAAAGUAAUGUGUAUAGCAUACGUAUGGUUGUUUUUGUUUAGUUUCGCCUGAAUAUUUCAGUAUACCGUAUAUGUAUAGAUACAUUUUUUUGUAUUUAACGUAAUACCAAUGGAUAUUUGUUGCAUUGAUAUUGUCUAUAUUGAGAUGAAAUGUUUCGCUGGUAUGUUUCUACCAAUGCUCGAUGAACAAUAAAAUACUGAUGAUCCUUAACAUU